Eremothecium gossypii ATCC 10895 is the source of this 1077-nucleotide messenger RNA. It is a transcript of the gene THR1, whose product is annotated as homoserine kinase. The record is from RefSeq and is marked provisional. Gene Ontology annotation, molecular function: ATP binding; homoserine kinase activity. The coding region runs from base 1 to 1077 and encodes 358 amino acids. Gene Ontology annotation, biological process: L-threonine metabolic process. NCBI's taxonomy places the organism in Eukaryota, Fungi, Ascomycota, Saccharomycetes, Saccharomycetales, Saccharomycetaceae. The transcript has a single exon.
AUGCAGCGCAAGUUUAAGAUAAAGGUUCCAGCAUCGUCGGCCAAUAUUGGGCCGGGCUACGACGUGCUGGGCAUCGGGCUGGGGCUGUUCCUGGAGCUGUCUGUCAGCAUUAACUCGGAGCAGGCGCAACUGACCAACGCAGACCCCAACAAUUGCCACCUGGAGUACACGGAGGACAGCGAAGGGUACGCAUCUGUGCCGCUGCGCUCGGACGAAAACCUAAUUACCCGCACAGCGCUUUACCUGCUGCGCUGCAACAACAUCCGCAGCUUUCCUGCUGGCACGCAGAUCGUGGUGCAUAACCCAAUCCCGCUGGGCCGCGGGCUGGGGUCUUCCGGGGCUGCCGUCGUGGCCGGCGCGCUUCUCGGGAACGAGAUUGGGCAGCUGGGGUUCUCUAAGCAACGUGUGCUCGACUUUUGUCUAAUGAUCGAGCGGCACCCGGACAACAUCACGGCUGCCCUGAUGGGUGGCUUCUGCGGCUCGUUCCUGCGCGACCUGACGCCUGCCGAACUAGAGCGGCGCGAAAUUCCUCUUGCUGAGGUUCUGCCGGGCCCGCGUGCGAGCGGCGGCGAGGACACCGGCAUGUCGCCGCCGGAGCCACCGUUCAACAUUGGCCAGCAUGUCAAGUACAACUGGAACCCUGCAGUCAAGUGCCUCGUUGUUAUUCCAAACUUUGAGCUGUCGACGGCAACCUCUAGAGAGGUUCUUCCCCAGGCAUACACCACGAAGGACCUUGUUUUCAACCUGCAGCGUCUGGCCGUGCUGACGACUGCGUUGUCGCAGAAUCCGCCGAACCCGGAAUUGAUCUACCCUGCUAUGCAGGACAGGGUCCACCAGCCCUACCGCAAGACUCUCAUUCCUGGUUUGUCCGAGAUCUUGAGUAGCGUGACGCCCACCACCCACCCGGGCCUGCUGGGCAUCUGCUUGUCGGGAGCGGGUCCAACCAUCCUGGCUUUGGCUACGGGAAACUUCGAGGAUAUUGCGGGAGAGAUUGUCGCGCGCUUCUCCAAGUGGAACGUGACGUGCACCUGGAAGCUCUUGGACAUCGCUGAGCAGGGUUCUGCCGUCGAAGCCUAA